Messenger RNA from Lytechinus variegatus (green sea urchin), 2043 nucleotides. RefSeq lists its product as uncharacterized. The coding region runs from base 93 to 1790 and encodes 565 amino acids. Gene Ontology annotation, cellular component: nucleus. Gene Ontology annotation, molecular function: DNA binding; transcription corepressor activity. Lineage: Eukaryota; Metazoa; Echinodermata; Echinoidea; Temnopleuroida; Toxopneustidae. The record is from RefSeq and is a predicted model, not a curated record. Gene Ontology annotation, biological process: negative regulation of Notch signaling pathway; positive regulation of neuron differentiation. The transcript has 11 exons.
AUGUAUUAGUUGAUAAAUUAAUAAUAAUGGACGAAGAUUUCGAGGUAUCUGAUAAAAGCUGAGGAAAAAAUUGGUAAAUAUUUAGAUUAAAAAUGGCGGAGGAUUCUUCAAGAAGGAAGAGUAACAAUCCCAGCCGAGUCUUACAAACCACGGAAGCAGGGGAUGAAGAGCAGAGUAAUCAGGAAUUUAAUGCAGAGACAGACAUCCUUGAAAUCCCUGACGAUGACGGGGAUGAUGAUUCAAAGGAUUGGUACCAGUCACAACCAUCGGGAGGAGGCAGGGAGGAGGAGGAGGAGGCAGAGGAUGGUGGGAGAGGAUUCGUCUUCAGCUCCAAUGAAGUCACUGAUAACGUAGUGGUCUUGACGAGCGAUAUGGAACUUCCAGGGGGGAUCGAUGAGGGCAUGGAUGCCGAGAUACAGGGCAGAGGUUCAGCUCAUUCCAUCCUCCAUGGGAGCCGAUCUCUCAAGCCAAGGAAGCAGGUUGGUAGUAGCUUCAACAGAUCUCGUCAGUUCAUGGGAGUCAGUUACGAUAGCGACCAGGUUUACCCACCGGAUGGCGAUAGCAGUCAGGUACGAAGGCAGCAGAGAGCAGUUGAGCCAUUUGUUUGCCGGACCACAUCAAGUUCAGGGAAGAAAGAUGCAAGUAUGCAGUUUCCUGAUGAUGAGCUUUCUGUUCUGAGAGAAGAAAAUGAUGCUCUUAGAAAAGAGAACAGUGAGUUACGCAAGAAGGUGGAUAGAUUAGUGGAAACCAUUGCACUCAAUGACGCUCUUCCAAAUUUACUUGCAACUCUACGAGGGGCACCCACGGCGGGUGGUACCUCCCAAAACCUCAGCACCUCCACUGACAACAACCCGCCGGAAGAGGGCGCUGUGCCGUCAACGUCAGCGUCCCCACAGGUCCUCACAAUCUCACGCUGCCAAAGCCUUGCCAACGACGACCCUUCCUCCAACCCUCCUCCCUCUUCCACCCAAAACGUUGUGAUACCGGUAUCGGACAUGGGCGUGGCUCUAGGACAGGUGGUAACCACGCCCUCCGCAUCAUCGCAUGCUGUAACGUUACCGCAGAUACCGCUGUCGCAGGUCUCCUUGCCACAACUUGCUGCAGCUAUGGAUCAAGAUCUGCUACCACAUCAAUCGCAACAACAGGUGAAUAUUCCACGAGCACCUGUUCUUCCCGUCCUUGCACCAAGUAUUCAAAUGGGUUUAACAGGUCAGCCACCGAUGGUCCCGCCUGGUGCACCUUCACAGCUUGCAAUGAUACAGCAGAGUCUCCCCAACCCGGUACCACAGUCCACCCCUCAGACGGUGCUCCAGCAUGUCUCCCACAUGGCUGGCGGCAACCUGGCGCCGGUUAGGAUACGGGAUCGGGGGAAGCUCUUAGUGCGACCUGGAGGCAAGCAGACAGAGGAUUCAGUUGAGAUUAGUCUAAGCAACAACGUGAAGGUCGACAAGAGACUCCUCGACCGAUGCAACCACACCAACUUCCGUAAGCUGACCUCUGACCUGCUGAUGUGUCUCUUCCCGCGGAAGGUCCUAAGUAGAUCCACUCUGGGUGGGACCAGUAACACCAUCUCCAGGACAACAGGACUUCCCACAAACAAGACCAGAUUAGACCCAGAGAAAGUUGAAGCAAUACUUGAUUAUGUGCAGCGAGUGACCGGUGUCCCAGCUAGAGCAGUCAAAGAUGCCAUCAGGACGAAACUGAACAACGAAGCAAAGCGAAUGCACAGACAACUCAUAUUCAAAAGAUCAUUUCAUUACUCAGCCAGUGCUCCCGAUGGUCCCCCUUGAAGGUACCCCUGUGAAACAGAAAUGAGGUGAAUCCCUAUAGAAAUUACAUAUUUUGUUAUGUAUGGGACUAGGUAUAAGCCAUAAUAGGAAACACAUACAAACAUGUUCUGUCAUGUAUGGGACUAGGUUUAAACUGAAGUUUUAAACAUGUUUUGUUGUGUAUGGGACUCAGUUCAAACAAAAGUGAGAAGCAUACAUGUAUGUUUUUUUUUAGUAUGGGACUAGCUCUAAAGUUCACACUGUCAAAUGUUUA